Molecule: messenger RNA, 3318 nt
Organism: Archocentrus centrarchus (flier cichlid)
Lineage: Eukaryota; Metazoa; Chordata; Actinopteri; Cichliformes; Cichlidae
Gene: dzip1
Product: DAZ interacting zinc finger protein 1
Exons: 18
Coding region: 277-2946 (889 amino acids)
Biological process (GO): cilium assembly
Cellular component (GO): cytoplasm; ciliary basal body
Source: RefSeq, a predicted model, not a curated record
UGGACGGCGGUCUUUGCGGAGCAGGGACUCAGGAAUGUGGAGACCAGCAGCUACGUCACCCUCAAAUCGCCUGGGAUCCCGUCGAUAGAAAACUUUUUAAAAAGCUAUGAAUUAGCAACACAGUCCUGAAGGGACGCUCGCCGCUGUCUCCAUGGUAACGUGGCGGACGCCCAGCCUCGGUUGUCGCUUUGUGCUGCUUUUCCGAAGGGGGCGGAACCGGAGAGGAGCGACGGCUCGUCGAUUUCUCUCUCCGAUUAAAGGCAAAACCAGUCGAAGAUGCCAUUUCACGAAGGAGUCUACUACCCCUACACCAGUGACACCCAGGGGACCCAUUCAUCAGCAGGGAUCCCCUCUCUGCUGAAUUCCCCGCUCAGUCAGAACUCUGUAAAUGGCCAUGCUGCAUCAUCCGCACCGGGCAUGACUCCAUCCAGUACCACCUCCACCUUUCUCCCUUUCAAGUUCCGCCUGCGCAGGGAGAGCGUGGACUGGCGGCGGAUCGGUGCGGUGGAUGUAGACUUAGUAGUGAGCCAGCUGGACGUGGAUGCCCUCCAGGAGCACAUCAGCACGGUGACCUUCUGCAGCUUGGAGGGGGAGCGAUGCCAGCGGUGCCAGAGCCCCGUGGACCCGGCUCUGGUGAAGCUCCUGCGCCUGGCUCAGCUAACGGUGGAAUGGCUUCUCCAUUGUCAGGAGUUCCUCACCCUCAAUUUGCGUGCAGUGGAGGAGAAGCUGUCGGCAGCUGGCAGGGAGCAUGAGCAGCUGCUGGCUCAGCAGCAGAAGCAGGAGGAGAAGGUGAAGGCGCUGACCGCAGAGCUCAAGCAGCGGAAGAAGGUUAUCCGCACCCAGCAGUCGCUGCUCGCCCCACGGAUCACCAGCAGCCACAAGUGUCUGCAUUGUGAGAAGUCGUUCCUGAAUUCCUCCUUUCUCCAGAAUCAUGUGCAGCGGAGGCACCCGGAAGAGUAUGAGAUCCAGCUGCAUUCUCACAGUGAGCAGAAAUCUCAGAUUGAUAGUCUCAAAUCAGAGAUCAGCAGUCUGAAGGAGCAGAUUGUUCAGCAGCAGCAGGUCUUAGAAGCCAAAAUAGCUCAGGAGAAAGAGCAGCAAUCGAUGCACAAAGACUUGCUGAGGGAGCUGGAUCGCUUUAAGGCUGAGGAGAUGGCGCGCAUGGACAGAAAGAUCGAAGACAGCAGGGACGGCAUGCGCAGGGAGAUGGAAUUUCUUUACAACCGAAACAUUCAAGCUCUCAAUGAAGUAAAUCAGAAUCAGACAGCCAAGCACGAAAGGUCAGUCAGCCCUGUGCACUCACAGCUAGAGAGAGAUGUGGACAUGUACAAAGAGAGGCAGAUACAAGCCAUCCAAAAGAUGGAACACCAGCUGAAGAAACAGGAUAAAAAGUGGGAAUCCAGACUGCAAGAAAUUAAAGCUCAGCACGAGUCUGAAAAGAAUCAGCUGCUGAACGAGCUGAGCAGAAUGCAGUCGUCUUUAUCGGAGCAGCAGGAGCGCAGCCAGAGGCUGCAGCAGGAGAUGGGAAAGCGGCUGCAGGAAAAGGAGCAGACCAUCAAGGCUCAGAGGGAGCAGAUAAAGAGCAUUUCCUCAAACCAGCCUACAAAAGUAGUGGAAGUACCAGUCAUGGUCAGCGCCCUGGCUUCGGAGCCUAAACAAAGAAGAGUCGUACUCGACUCAAGCAGCAACUCAGACAGACGGCCAGCGGAGAAGAAGCCUGAGCCCACUCCAGAGAAGAAGCCAAAGGCGAACACCAGUGCUGUGAAAAGGAACUCCAACAUAAAGAGAGAGAUGCGACCGGAGCUUGAACAGACUCUGAUCAAGAAGCUGGAGAACCUGGGAGUCAAGCCUGAUCAGAGUGGCCUAAAGAACAAGGAGCUCACUAUGAUUCUGGCCAAGGUGCAUUCAAAGCAGCAGAGCAUUGCAAAGACAAUGCCUGACUACUGGAGCCACCGGGAAGAGAUCAUGAGCAUUGUGGAGCAGAAGCUGGGUGCUCAGAGCACCAGAAAUCCUGCUGCAGACUCUCAGGCCAGAUCCAGACACCCUGCUCAAGUGUUGCAGAUCCGUCCUCGUUCCAGCAGCCUGCCUUCCAGAGCGAGCCAGGGGAUGUCUGCAGUCAGGCAGCCUAAGACUCCACAGCCAGCACCAAGGACCAAGACCACCACCCAAUACAAAACCUCUACGCCCAACACCAAGGCUGCCUUAAAGAUCCGCUCUACCAGGACCCCUCCCUUCAGUUCAGAGGAGGACUCUGAGGAUGAUGUCACAGAUGAAGAUGAGGAACAGCCCCUAAAGCACCAGCAGGGAAAAUCACCACAACCCAGGCUAAACCAAGCUACCCCAAUCCAAAUCAGAGCUGGCAAAGCCAGUCCUGUCCAGGCCAGGCAGGCGCCUGCUUUCAGCCUUCAGCAGCCCCGAGUGUCAGUGGGUAGUGUGACCAAGACUGCAGUCACAAAAAUGGAGAAUGAUCAUGAGGAGGAUGAUUGGUCGAACGUCAGCGAGCUGCAGGAGAUUGACCCCAGACAGCUGCAGAGUUACAAAGACCAGAAUGGAAAUGUGGAGAAGAAGAACCACGGGAAAGAGAAUAAAAUCAGUGAACUGGCCAGAAAUAUGGAGAAGCAGUUUGCUGAGAGAGCAGUCAAGAAACCAGCAGGGGGCGUUAGCAUCUUACCAGAGAGGGAGGAUGAGGUUCAGGAAAUCACUUAUACAGAUCUAGAGGAGAGCAGCGAGUGGAUGGUCUCCUCCUUAGAGGACAGACAGGAUGUGUUCAAGCCAGCCCAGGGCUCUGGACCAAUGAGGAAGAGCCUGGACUCACAGAGCACCAGCAUCUGGGGAACCUCCACAGGAAAGGGUCCUAAAUCAGGUCUGCCUGAAGCUGGAACAGGAAGUACGCUGAAGAGCAGCCUGUGCUCCCUCAGUGACAUCAGUGACUCCGAGGACAUCAGCUGAUCACACACAAAGACCUCUGAACUCCUCUGACAUCUACAAUCAACGCCAAAGAGCCAUUUUUUAUACUUCUACCCAUGAAAGCUAUAAAACAGAGGAAAGCAAUAUUUAACAAAGGGAGCUAGGAUUCAGGGGUUGGCAUAUAAAAGGUGACCAUCUAAUAAAUAACAUAGUGCCGAUUCUCUUCUUGCCUUAGACAUUUUUACCGUUUAUCUUUUAAUAGAGCCUCUUCUGCUUUUUCACUUGCGUACAAGCUAAACUCAAAAUGAGGUACUGAUUUUGGUACUCUAUGUAGAUUGUGUAAAAUUUUGUAUAUCAAAUUUUAUACAUGUGACAAAUGGAGCAAUGAAAUGUGACUGUAUAAAAUAUUUAUAC